Molecule: messenger RNA, 750 nt
Organism: Talaromyces stipitatus ATCC 10500
Lineage: Eukaryota; Fungi; Ascomycota; Eurotiomycetes; Eurotiales; Trichocomaceae
Exons: 2
Coding region: 1-750 (249 amino acids)
Source: RefSeq, a predicted model, not a curated record
AUGGAAUCCAGGGACGCUAGUGUAAUUCAUCCCUCCAACACCACUUACCGCGGGGAAAAGACCAUGGAUCCUAUUGAAAAUGACGGUUCCGUGCUGGCCGCCCUUGAGACACUGGAGAAUGCGGAAGAUCAAGAGAUCCUUCAGUACCGUGAGCGCUUGCUAAAUGUCGGAAACCGAUUACUCUCCCUCACUAAACAAACCUCUUCUGUUCCUGACAGCCGACCACGCACAGCUGCCGAUAUCUUCCGAAUUGUUAUACAAGAACAACCUCAGCUUCAUAAAUUCUUAAGUGACGAUCCCACAUCUGCUAUUCGAACGAUCCGAACGUACGACAAUCUCCAAAUAACGAGUUUCGCAGCGGAUGAUCAGCUCCUCCUUGGUCAUAUUUUCGACCUUAGGAACUGGAUCUGGGAUUACCGCGCUCGAUACCUUCCUGAGGUCCUUUCAAAAUCUAUGCAAGAUAUACCAUUGAAGAUUCCACCACAGCAAGGAAAAUUGAAGCGGUUCAUUCACUCUCGCGACCUUCCCAAUAAUAUUUAUACUCGACUGAAAACUGGGCAUAGGUGUUGGUAUAUCGAAGCUAAAGCCUACCAGAAAACAAAUAAUAUGAUUCCUAAUAAUUCUGAGAAUAAUUUGGCGGGACCAGGAUCUGCUCGCCCAAUGUGGGAGUUGGUCAAAGCUUAUGUUACAAGGGCAAUACCUACGUCAGAGAAGCCGCGAUAUGAUGAGAAACGGAAUGAGCGAUACUAA